Molecule: messenger RNA, 1246 nt
Organism: Choloepus didactylus (southern two-toed sloth)
Lineage: Eukaryota; Metazoa; Chordata; Mammalia; Pilosa; Megalonychidae
Gene: PHF5A
Product: PHD finger protein 5A
Biological process (GO): mRNA splicing, via spliceosome
Cellular component (GO): U2 snRNP; catalytic step 2 spliceosome; precatalytic spliceosome
Source: RefSeq, a predicted model, not a curated record
AAAGCUGCAUAAAACACUUACAGAAACAAAUACUGGAUACAAAUAUAUUUUAUUGAAAAAUAAGAUUCCGUUAUAGCUUCCAUUCAAUCUGGAAAAGGUAUUUUUUUUAGGUACUUUCAGGCACCUGCCAGGACCAUGGUUCCCCCAGCAAGGACAGAAGCUCGGUCUCGGAACUUCAGAGCUUUGAUAGCGCGAGAGCGAGCUUUGGUGCAAAGACAGUAAACUGAUGGACGCCUCGAUGACCAAUCACGGCGACCCGAAGGCAGGAACAAUGGGGGUUAAAGGUCGGGCGGAAGUUUUCGAGACUUCCGGUGGCCGGCUUAAGGGAACGGUAUGGCCAAGCAUCAUCCGGAUUUGAUCUUUUGCCGCAAGCAGGCUGGUGUUGCCAUCGGAAGACUAUGUGAAAAUGUGAGUGAUGGCAAGUGUGUGAUCUGUGAUUCCUAUGUGGCGUCCUGCACCCUGGUGCGCAUUUGCGAUGAGUGUAACUACGGCUCUUACCAGGGGCGCUGCGUGAUCUGCGGAGGCCCCGGAGUCUCUGAUGCUUAUUAUUAGGAGUGCACCAUUCAGGAGAAGGAUAGAGAUGGUUGCCCAAAGAUUGUCAAUUUGGGGAGCUCUAAGACUGACCUCUUCUAUGAACGCAAAAAAUAUGGCUUCAAGAAGAGGUGACUGAUGGGUGGCCCUGUCCUCCCCCUAUCAGGCUGCCACAGCUGCCCAAGAAGACACCAGCAACCAUCAGAAGAGAAGCGGAGCCCAGAGCACCACCAGGCUUGCUUGUCCAAAUACUGGCAUCUUCCUACCCCUUUCCUCACCCCUCACCCAGCCAUAUGGCUGGAAUGGAAAAGGAUUCUUCAUCGAGCACUCUGACAGACUUAUCAGAGAAAAUUUGAUAGAUUCAUUCAUGAUUUUUCUUGUAUUUAAGAAGCAAGGCUUUUGUUCUCUACAUUGAAAUGUUCUCUCUACACGGGAGCUUCUAAAACAGGAAAACAUAAUUUCAGUCUUUUGUUUGAGGAGUUGCCUAUGAAGCUUUCCUUCAUCAUCACAGUGAAAACGUGUCCUUGUAGCAGCUCUGAUGGCAGUCACCCCUAAUGAAACACCAGUGUGUAGCAGGAAGCUAUCAGAACAAUAAAUAUGGGCAUUUUAGCUUGUAAAGCUUACCAGGUGGUGCUGAUUUCAUGUUAUUUUUCUUUUAAGAAAUGGGAAACUCUGUUGCCAUUGUAUUAAUAAAGUUGGUGUUUAUUUUCUGGUA